AUGAAUUGGUGGUAUCUGAUGAGAACACUGAAGUGGGAUCCAUGGUUUGAUCCUGAUGAAGAAACUACAAUAGCAAUUGCAUGGAUCUCUUUUCCUUAUCUACCACCCAAUUAUUUUGUUAAGGAAGCAGUUUUUUCAUUGGCUUCAGCAGUUGGUAAACCACUACAAGUUGACAUGGCCACAAAAAAUCAGACUAGACCAAGCUGCGCAAGGGUGAAGGUGGAAAUGGAUUUACUUAGUGAUUUCCCUCAGAGAAUCAAUAUUGGCAUGAAAAAGAAAGAUACUGGUGACAUUAUUGAUAAAUGGAUUAAGAUAAAUUAUGAUCAUUUCCCUAAGUAUUGCAAAAGAUGUAAGUUACAAGGUCACAAUGAAAAUGAUUGUUCCAUUAUUCAUCCUAAACUGUACCCCAAAGAAGAAGAAGAAGAAACUCAGAAAGAGCAAGGUGUUGCUGUAAAAGAAAGUCAAUCUAAAAAGAUUACUGAUGGUAAGGCUGAAGGCAAAGUGGAAAAAAGUAGUAAAAUCCCUGGUGCUGAAAAUGAUAACGCUGCUGCUAAAGGAAAACAUGAAGGGAAGAAGAAUCAGGAGAGAAGAUAUAGGGGUGGCUACAAUAGGCCAGUUCAAGGAUGGAAAGCUAAGGAAGAUCAACACAUAGUUGAUAAUUCCUAA
Messenger RNA from Lycium ferocissimum, 666 nucleotides. RefSeq lists its product as uncharacterized. The coding region runs from base 1 to 666 and encodes 221 amino acids. The transcript has a single exon. Lineage: Eukaryota; Viridiplantae; Streptophyta; Magnoliopsida; Solanales; Solanaceae. The record is from RefSeq and is a predicted model, not a curated record.